CUCAUGUUUGCUUAUUUAAUUGAUGUCUAUGUCUGCCUCAUUUAAUUGAUGUCUACCUUAUUUUGCUCAUGUUUGCUCUGUUCUAAACUUUUCUCUAUGGUGCUACCCUCAAUCAGCCGACAACUUACUGUCUAGUUUUGAUCAUUUGCAAAGCAAACUGAUUGCUCUGUUUGCUACUGUCUGGUUGUUGGUUAUUAGUUGUUACUGUCUGGUUGUUAGUCAAACUGUUUACUUGGGUUGGGCGGUUGUUUAUAUUUGAUGGAAUUAAUUCAUGUCUAGCUUCUAGGAUGAAAGAAUAUCACUGUCUAUCUCAUAGGGAUCAUAGUAUAUCACAAACAAUACGAUGCUCAUUUGUCAAAUGAGCAAAUAAUUAUUUGCCCAUUUUUCAACAACUUUUUUCCAACUUCUGCCUUUAAUAUAGUGAUGAUUAACCAAUCUCAACCACAAGCUAUCAUUCAUGUUUGCAAUGUCCCAUAUGUAUUUUCCCAUGACAGCAACAUUCCAACUGUUUGCUCUGUUUAUUUUGCUCAUUUCAAUUUCUGUUGCUCAUUACUCUUUUUGGUCAUAUUUUUUUUGUCAGGUAAACAAAAUGUGAAUAUCAAUUCUGAUAUUCUUACAUUUUUGUCUGAUGUUGAUAAAAUUAAGGAUCUGAAUUGGUCUAUGUAUAUUCUUGACUGUCUAGUGAAGGGAAAGCUAUUCCGGGAACAACUUCCAACUCGUUCUUUUCCCGGGUCGUUGUUGUUUCUUAUGUUUUUCUAUGUAGAUAAAUUUGUACUUGAAGAAGUACGAGCUGCCCGUGAAAUUCCAAUCCUCAAAGGGUGGACAACAGCUAUGUUGUCAACCCGUGAAAAAUUGGAAGUAUUUAAAGGAAGGUUUGGAACUAUUCGGGGAAAAAAGGUUGAUGCUGGUUCUUCAACCAUGGGAUUGGAAGUAAUUUCAUUUUUAAUUUUUUUUUUAUAGGAAAAAGUCGAUUCUUCUGAAAUGAAAGUUCAAUUACGUGUGAAUAAGGAAGAACCUGAUCCAAUUUCUACAAAAAAUGAAGAAACUGAACAAGAUCCAAAGAAGGUAUUUAUAUAUCAAAGGAACAAAACCUUCGGUGCUCAUAUGUAGUUUAUAUUACUUUUCUCAUUUCACAUCCACCUUGCUCAUUUCAUAUUUUCUUUGCUCAUUUCUUUUAUAUUCAUCUUAUUAUGUAAUUUUUUUUAUUCUUUUUUUUUACAAAAAAUGUCUUAUGGAGCUUGCAGCAGCAUCUACAAAUCUAGUGCUGGCAUAUAUGGAUUUUAGUCAAAAACACGAAGCUGCUUUCAAAUAUUUUCCGAACAAUGAAAAAAUUCAAAAGUUGAAGGAAGAUGCAAUGAGCAUCUGUGAUGAGCAUAGGAUGAGCUCAAGAGCUAUGACGGAAGAUAUUCCUCUCUCGAUUAGCCAAGAUGAGCAGUAUUGGCAAGAUGCUGCUGUAAUCGAAGCAUGGGAUAGGUUUUCAAAAAUAUCAAGAAAUGAUGCUAGGGUUGAUCAACAGAAAGAAUCACAACCAAUAGAUGUUUCUAGGAUUGCUGCUGAGUGUGUUCAAAUAGCCAGUGGUAUAUCAGAUUCUGAAGCUCCUAGGGCUGCUGAACAUGUGGUUAAAAAACUUGGAGAGUCAAUUAGAAGAUAUAGUCUAAGAGUUCAGUAGCCAAAGGAGGUGGUACUUCUUCAUUCAGCCUAGGCAUCUUUUCUCAAGAAUCUGAAUCUCAGGAGAAGUCCCCUAGCAUUGCUGAUGUUGCUCCUAUUGUAGCUCUUGUAGUUGGUCCUGUUGUUGCUGAUGUUGGUGUUUCUACAUCAAUUGUUGUUGAUGUUGCUGAUGCUUUGCAUGCUCAAGAUGAUCCAGUUGCACUUAAGAGAAAAGGAGAUGCUGAAAAUGAGAGUUCUAUUCAAAAGAAAAAGCGUAUAGUGCAACCAUCAUUGCAAAUAAGAUCUCCUUUUAAGUCUCGGGUUAUCAACAUUUAUACACCAUUAACAGCAGUUCAGAAAGGUGUUUUGGAUUUAGUUUUUUCUGAGAAAAAAAAUCGUUUGUAAGUAUUUAUUCAGUUUUUCAGUUCUAAAAUUGGCAAUUGACCUUAAUUUUCUUUCUCACUUUACAUAUCUUUGAUUGAAAUUAUUUUAACUUACCUAAAUCUUAUAUGUAGUGAUGUAGUGUUUUUAUUGAAGGAUGAUCCUAAAAGUGAAGUGAUGCUUUUUCAAUUAGAAAUGUUAAAAAAUCAAGAAAAAAUUCAUGCUGAUGUCAUUAAUGCAUGGUCCGCUGUUCUGAAUUAUCAAGAGCAAUACAGAGAUGUCAAUUCUAGUGGACGUUUCUUUUUCAGAUGUAAUGCAGCUGAUUGCCUUUUUCAUUAUGAAAACGAUAGUGCUCGAGAAAGGAAUAAGAUGUUCUAUGAUGUUGUGAAGUUCGAAUUUAGCAGAACAUUCAUCUCAAACAAAGAUAUUGACCUUUACUUUUUCCCGGUAUAUGAAAGUGGUCAUUUUUAUUUGGUAUGUUUUAACACCACCAUAGAGCGUGGUACAAUAGAGGUUAUUGAUUACAAAGAUGGUUCUAAAGAAAACAAGAAAUUUCUUAAAAAUCUGAAAAGUGCAUUUUCAUAUGUCAUGGAUGGUGAAGGAACAAUACAAAGUCUUGUUUUAUCAAAACAAAUCAAGUCCACGGAAUCUGUAGUGAUUGAUGUACCUUGGAAGUCUUCUGAUGAUGCUCAUUUGCAUUGCGGUGUUGCAAUGAUGAGGCAUAUGGAAACUUAUAUGGGUAUGCAAAAGUGGAAUUCAGGUUUAAAGAAAAAUAAUCACAUAAUCAUUGAAAAACUUCGUUUGAAGUAUACUCUGUCAAUUAUUUCAAGUGAAGUAAAUAUUGUUGAACCUGUCAAACAAACUGUCCUAAAGAGAUAACAGGCUGAAAAAUGAAGUCAUACCAAAAGGCAGGGGCAGCAAUCCAGCAGCAUUCAAAUUGAUUCAAGACUGAAGUUCAAUUGUUAUGAUGUAAUUAGACUGAAGUUCAAUUGGUCAUUUUUUAAAACAGUAGAAGUGUUAGUUUUAUAACUUUUGGUAUACCUUUUGUUAACUUUUGGUAUAACUUUUUGUAAAACAGUAGAAGUUUAAGUUCAAUUGUUAUGUGACAAUUGUAUAACUUUUGGUAUGUAUAUGUACUGGAGAUA
Chenopodium quinoa (quinoa) is the source of this 3173-nucleotide messenger RNA. RefSeq lists its product as uncharacterized. The coding region runs from base 2206 to 2907 and encodes 233 amino acids. The record is from RefSeq and is a predicted model, not a curated record. Lineage: Eukaryota; Viridiplantae; Streptophyta; Magnoliopsida; Caryophyllales; Amaranthaceae. The transcript is spliced from 6 exons.